AUGCAAUUCUCAAAAGUCGCUUUAUUAUCAGCUGUUUCAGGUUCAGCUUUAGCUUCAUGGUCAAAUAGUACCGUAACAGAUAUCUCAACCAAAAUUAUAACCAUCACAUCUUGCUCAUUAAAUUCUUGCGUUGAAAAAACAAUCGAAACCGGAGUCACUACCGUCACUGAAGUUGAUACUACUUACACCACUUACUGUCCAUUACCAACUACUGAAGCUCCAGUCCCAGCAUCAACUGUCAAAGAAAUUGAAACCGUCACUGCUACAAUUACUAGCUGCUCAGAAGAUAAAUGCACAACCAAAGAGGUUCUUACUGGAUUAACCACUUUGACAGAUGUUCAUACUACCUACACUACUUACUGUCCAUUACCAUCAACUGAAGCUGGUAAACCAGCUGUUUCACCAGAAACUCAUGCUCCAGCUCCAGCUACCACUGUUGCCGCUGAAUCAUCACCAGCUGCUUCUGAAACCACUGUUGUUUCAAAAUCAACCGUUGCUGCUGAAUCAUCUGCUGCUCCAUCACCAGCUCCAACUGUUGUUGAAGGUUCAGCUGCUAAAGCUGUCCCAGCCUUAGCCGGUUUAUUAGCUUUAGGUGCUUUCAUUUAA
This is a messenger RNA of Lodderomyces jiufengensis, 606 nucleotides long. It is a transcript of the gene PGA62, whose product is annotated as Pga62p. The record is from RefSeq and is a predicted model, not a curated record. The transcript has a single exon. Lineage: Eukaryota; Fungi; Ascomycota; Pichiomycetes; Serinales; Debaryomycetaceae. Bases 1 to 606 code for a protein of 201 amino acids.